GGCUGUGCACUACAAAUGGCCGCGCGCGGUGGCCGCCGGCCAGUCAGUGGCUUCGGAGCAGCGCGGCUGCGGGGUACGGCGGCCGGCAGGGGGCGGCAGCGGCCGUUGCUCAGGGUCCGGAGGCGGGGUCGCGGGCCUGGAGCACUGCGAGCCCAGCGGGCCACGACUGGUGCGGGCUGAGGCCAUGGGCGACCGCGGCGGCACGGGCAGCUCCCGGCGCCGGAGGACUGGGUCGCGGCCCUCUGGACAGGGCGGCGGCGGGCCCGUGGGGGCGGAAGAGGAGGUGCGGGACGGGGCCACAGGCCCCGACGUGGGCGCGGGGGGCGAUGCGCCGGCCCCGGCCACCUCCCCCGACAAGGACGGAGACGCUAACGUGGGUAGCGGCCACUGGGAGCUGAGGUGCCAUCGCCUGCAGGAUUCUUUGUUCAGCUCUGACAGUGGCUUCAGCAACUACAGAGGCAUCCUGAAUUGGUGUGUGGUAAUGCUGAUCCUGAGCAAUGCACGGUUAUUUUUGGAGAACCUCAUCAAGUACGGCAUCUUGGUGGACCCUAUCCAGGUGGUGUCUCUGUUCCUGAAGGACCCCUACAGCUGGCCUGCCCCAUGCCUGGUUAUUGUGGCCAACAUCUUUGCUGUGGCUGCAUUCCAGGUUGAGAAGCGCCUGGCAGUGGGCACCCUGACGGAACAGGCAGGGUUGCUGCUGCAUGUGGUCAAUCUGGCCACCAUCCUUUGCUUCCCAGCAGCAGUGGCCUUACUGGUUGAGUCCAUCACUCCAGUGGGUUCCGUGCUGGCUCUAGCAGCAUAUACCAUCCUCUUCCUCAAACUCUUCUCCUACCGGGACGUCAACCUGUGGUGCCGCCAGCGCAGAGCCAGGGCCAAGGCUGUCUGUGCAGGGAAGAAGGCCAGUGGGGCCACUGCCCAGCGUAUGGUGAGCUACCCGGACAACCUGACUUAUCGUGAUCUCUACUAUUUUAUUUUUGCUCCUACUCUGUGUUAUGAACUCAACUUUCCCCGCUCUCCCCGAAUUCGAAAACGCUUUCUGCUGCGGCGGCUCCUUGAGAUGCUGUUCUUCACCCAGCUCCAGGUGGGGCUGAUCCAGCAGUGGAUGGUCCCCACCAUCCAGAACUCCAUGAAGCCCUUCAAGGAUAUGGACUACUCCCGCAUCAUUGAGCGCCUCCUGAAGCUGGCGGUCCCCAAUCACCUCAUCUGGCUCAUCUUCUUCUACUGGCUCUUCCACUCCUGCCUGAAUGCUGUGGCGGAACUCAUGCAGUUUGGAGACCGGGAGUUCUACCGGGACUGGUGGAACUCUGAGUCCGUCACCUACUUUUGGCAGAACUGGAACAUCCCCGUGCACAAGUGGUGCAGCAGGCACUUCUACAAGCCCAUGCUCCGCCGGGGCAGCAGCAGGUGGGUGGCCAGGACAGGGGUGUUCCUGGCCUCAGCCUUCUUCCAUGAGUACCUCGUGAGCAUCCCACUGCGAAUGUUCCGCCUCUGGGCAUUCACGGCCAUGAUGGCUCAGAUCCCACUGGCCUGGAUUGUGGGCCGCUUUUUCCAAGGCAACUAUGGAAACGCAGCUGUGUGGCUGACACUCAUCAUUGGGCAGCCAGUGGCAGUGCUCAUGUACGUCCACGACUACUACGUGCUCAACUGUGAGGCUUCCGCAACGGGGGCCUGAGUUGCCCAUAGCCAGGAGAGCCAGCCCUCCCUGCCCAGGCCUGGAGGGAACCUGGCUGCUGAGCCUUCCUCCUGCCCCAGGAGGCCUCUCUGCCCCUAUGGGGCUCCCUCCUGCUCCCCUUAGGGAUGGAGACAGUGGAAUCUAGCCCAGCUGGCAGGGGCCAGUGCCUUCCUGUGGGAGUCUGUGCUCACUUGUGGAAGAGGGUGCCAAUAAAAUGCUGCCCAGAGUGACCUCCCUCAGCCUUCUGGGGGCUGGUGGGAGGGAUGGCUCAGUGCCAGUACUGUGGGGGCAGCUAUUCCAGAGGUUUGAGGCCCUUCUGGUCCUCAGGUGACUGGCCAAAGCUUUGGAGCUCUUAUAUGCGUGGGGGUAUUUGGGUCCUGAUGUCUGCACCCCCACUAUAGCUGGCAGUCACCUUGUAUGCCUACAACCUCCUGGGGUGUGGGCAAGGCCACUCAGCUACAGCAGGGUAGGACACAGGCAGUCACCCACAGUUUCAGCUCAAGGCAAUGGGGGUCAGGGUCAGCUGAGCAGUUCUGCUUAGGUAAAUGGGGCCGAGGUCCCACUGCCUAUUUUAGCCCUACCCAACUGAUGCCAUGUGGGGCCAAGACUCGGGUGUUCUGUGGACCCCAGUGGACAACUUUGCUUGGCUAAUCUGGGUCUAUCACGCUUACCAGAAGUUCCUGGGAAUGGGGCUUAGUGUGGGGCAGGUCAGAGACCAGGGAGUAAAUGGUCCCCAAGGCCUUUCUGACUUGGGUCUGGUGAGUUCUGGGCAGGACCCAUGUCUGCAAUCUUGUCACAGUCUUCAGCAGGAACUUGAGUUAACAUACCCAGAAGUGGGGCUUUCCCUGCCCCUAAGCAUGGACUGUCUGGGCCUAGGGCACCCUUUCACCUGGCACAGAGACCCAGAUGAAGACUGGAGACCUGAGUACCCCAUCUUCCCAUCUCCCCAGAUGGGACAGCUCAGCAAGGAGGGCUCUAGGGUGCACUGCAGAAGGGCUUGGCCUGUCUGCCCCCUGCCCUCAUAACCCACUUCUUAGCGCUCUGGGCAGCAAGAGCUGGUCUUGUGAUCCUCAGAGGGACACUUUGUCUCCAGACCCUGCCACAUGGCCAAGUUGUGCAGAGGCCACUUUACUGGCCUGUCUCAUCAUAGGAGGGAGGUCUAGUGCUGGCUAAAAACACAGCCCUCAGGCCUUCAAGCCAUGGCCCAACAAGGUGGGUGCCUGAGGGGUACCUGGGUGCUGAGAAGGGCAGGGGGUGGUCUCAGGCUUGCUGUCCCUGCCCCAUUAGCAAACUGCUAGACUCAGUCCUCACCUCUCUGGCCAUGGCAGUGUUGAAAGGGUAGCUUAACUGGGGGCUGCUCUGUUCUGGCUGGUUCCCUUCCCAGCAGAGGCCUGUCCAGGACAGUGCAUAGUGGGUGAUACCUGGAGGGAGAAGGCUUUGGAGCUCACUGGCCUGAGCCUGAGGGCUCCUAUGCAUCCCCCAACCCCUCAGCCAGGAGAUCCUGACCCAGGAGAUAGGGCAUGCUCCACAGUCACCUGUGAGCUUGCCUUCCCCCUCUUCUGCCCAGACCCCAUGAAAACUACUGAAACAGAAGCAUGCCACCCCUGCUUCCAAAAAAGUCCAAUACCCUGUGGAUAGAGGGGGUCAGUGUGACCCUGCCAGGAGAUACAUGGAGCAUGCUCACCUGUGCCCCCUAUUCCUGAAUGGAUAUCUUGGGAAGGGGUGUCUUGCUGACAAUCAGGGCCAGACAGGCCCAGGGCGCUGCCAGCAUCUGCCCUGCAAGGCUAUCACUGCUCAGAACUGCAGUGACCUCUGGGGUCUUCCCCUGCAUCCCCACCUCCCUAAGUAGCCCUCAGGGCAGGAGGAAUCACAUAGGAAGCCACAGCAUAGAGCUUGUCAGUUUAUAGAUCUCUGCUCGUCUUGUCUGUCCGUCUGUCUGUCCAUCUGUGUGUAUAUAUUUCUCUGUGAAGGGGAGAGGGGAACCCUCUUGUAAAAAUCCAAAAUACAAUUCUAUGAACCUGCAGAAUCAGUCCAAG
Molecule: messenger RNA, 3708 nt
Organism: Sciurus carolinensis (gray squirrel)
Lineage: Eukaryota; Metazoa; Chordata; Mammalia; Rodentia; Sciuridae
Gene: Dgat1
Product: diacylglycerol O-acyltransferase 1
Exons: 17
Coding region: 185-1672 (495 amino acids)
Biological process (GO): triglyceride biosynthetic process
Cellular component (GO): endoplasmic reticulum membrane
Molecular function (GO): diacylglycerol O-acyltransferase activity
Source: RefSeq, a predicted model, not a curated record